Molecule: messenger RNA, 1536 nt
Organism: Pygocentrus nattereri (red-bellied piranha)
Lineage: Eukaryota; Metazoa; Chordata; Actinopteri; Characiformes; Serrasalmidae
Gene: gcat
Product: glycine C-acetyltransferase
Exons: 9
Coding region: 70-1353 (427 amino acids)
Biological process (GO): biosynthetic process; L-threonine catabolic process
Molecular function (GO): glycine C-acetyltransferase activity; pyridoxal phosphate binding
Source: RefSeq, a predicted model, not a curated record
CCUGUCAACGUCACACAGUUUUGCUUCUCUCGCUUCUCUGUCUUGCUCGGCGUUGGAAGCAGGAGCGCCAUGUCACUUCGCGCAUUAAUCCGCCAACUUCGGACUCCUCUGAGGGCAGUUCUGCGCUCACGGACUCUAAUUACCGGGCGAACAUACGGGGCCGUCGCGCACGCCCGCUCUGUGCUGGAGAGCGAGCUCGACGCGAUCCGCGCUGCGGGGACCUGGAAAGGAGAGCGAGUGAUCACUUCCAAACAGGGGGCUCACAUCAGCGUGGACGGCAGCAGCGGGGAUAUACUGAACUUCUGCGCCAAUAACUACCUGGGCCUGUCCAGUCAUCCAGAGGUUAUUCAGGCUGGAAUAGAGGCGCUCCAGAAGUAUGGAGCCGGGCUGAGCUCUGUCAGGUUCAUCUGCGGGACUCAGGACCUCCACAAGAACCUCGAGCAGAAGCUUGCACAGUUCCAUGAAAGAGAUGAUUGCAUCCUGUAUGCCAGCUGCUUUGAUGCUAAUGCUGGUCUCUUUGAGGUCCUUUUGGGCCCUGAAGAUGCUGUGAUAUCUGAUGAAUUGAACCAUGCUUCAAUCAUUGAUGGAAUUAGACUGUGCAAGGCCAAGAGGUUUCGCUACAAGCACAUGAAUCUGAAAGAUUUGGAGGAGAAGUUGAAAGAGUCACAGUCUUCUCGUUUGAGGCUGGUGGUGACAGAUGGAGUAUUCUCUAUGGAUGGGGAUGUGGCUCCUCUAGUGGGCAUCUGUGACCUUGCUGAGCAGUAUGGAGCCUUGGUCUUUAUUGAUGAAUGCCAUGCCACAGGCUUUCUGGGCCCUCGAGGCCGAGGUACUGAUGAGCUUCUAGGGGUGAUGGAUAGAGUCCACAUAGUGAACUCCACUCUCGGAAAAGCCCUUGGAGGGGCAGCAGGUGGUUAUACAGUUGGACCAAAGUCUUUAAUUGAACUACUCAGGCAGCGCUCUCGUCCUUAUCUCUUCUCAAACUCUCUCCCGCCUCCGGUGGUGGGCUCAGCCACUCGUGCCGUGGAGCUGCUCUUGGCGUCCAAUGAAAUUGCACAGAGCAUGGCGGCCAAAACCAAGAGGUUUAGAAACGGCAUGACCCAAGCAGGAUUCACCAUCGCAGGUGCAGCUCAUCCCAUCUGCCCUGUAAUGCUGGGAGACGCUCGCCUGGCUUCUGUCAUAGCUGAUGACAUGCUUAAACUGGGUGUGUAUGUGAUCGGGUUCUCCUACCCCGUGGUUCCUAAAGGAAAAGCUCGUAUCAGGGUCCAGAUCUCAGCAGCACACACCGACUCGGACAUCGACCGUGCUGUGGAUGCCUUUAUACAGACGGGUCGAAAACAUGGUGUUAUAUCAUAACAUCACAAAAAUCACAAAAAAUGAGUGCCUUUCAAGGAUUCCACCUGGAAAAAGAACAAGCAAACUGACUGUUACAGUGAGGCGUAACACUAGAAAUGACUCGGAAAAAAGAAUGCAGCGUACUGCUGAAUUACGCUCAAAGUGCUUUUGUCUUUGUGCUAAUAAAUUCUUUUGUUUACCACA